UACACUCUCUUCAUACGUUUCUGUUUCUCUUUUUCAACCUUAUUGCACGAAAAUACAUGGUUGCAAUAGUUCCCAUUGUUACAUAUUAUAGUUGCGAAUAUUUUUAUUUUCGUGCACUGAAUACAAAAUAGUGAAUUGUGAACGCGACGAUAUUUUUUAAUAAUGUAAUAUGUAACGUAAUAAUACGGAAAAUUCGAAAAUGAAAGUGUUCUGUUAUACUGUGAUAUCUUUUAUAGGCUCAAUCUUUUUGGUACAAGGAACUAUUAUUAUCGUCGAAGAUGCAAAAGCAUGCUUCAGAAGAGUUUUGGCUGGCAAACGAAUUACUAGAGGUUUUGUUAGAAGAGCCUUGAACUGCGAAACAGUCGAGGAAUGCCAAAAAGAGUGUGGCGAUGAAAAAUUAUUCACAUGUGAAGGUUUCAAUUACAGAUUAGAUCCAUCCGGUCGAGGAAAAGGAGAUUGUGAACUAUUGAGUGUCCCUUUAUCCAGAAUAGAUGUGUAUAGAGAUAGCUAUGAGGAUCCAGAUUAUGAUUACUAUGAAAGAGAUCGUAAUGCCGCUUCGGUAAAUUGUAGAAAACGGCCACCGUAUAGACCAUACCAAGGCGGUGGUAAUUACCAUGGCCACGGUUAUGGAGAGAGAGAUCAAUAUUUCCAUGAUUCAAGAAAUAGUUGGUCGGAUAGAAGACAUGAUUAUGAAGAGCGUAGACCGACAGUUACAUAUCACGGUACAUUGGAUUAUAGACAAAGUGAUCAUUGGAGAGAUGACGAAUACCGCAGAAAACCGGAAAUAGACCGAAGGUACGAUUAUGGACAUAACGAAAAUAAUAGGAGAAGAGGAGAUAACAGUUAUCAUGAUCGAGAACGACCUCAUGAUUUUGAUCGAAAACCAAUUGAAAAAUACCCACAACAUGGUUACGAAUACCAUAAACCAUGGGUUAAUGACAAUCAACGUUAUGGGGAAACGUAUUACUCUCAAUCUAAAAACUAUUAUUUACCACCAAGUAACGACGCUCCUUCGAAUUCAGUAGAUUGGGGACUUUAUCACAAAUUUAAAAAUAAUUACAGUCAAUGGAGUGAAGAUAAAUAUGGAGAAAAAUACGCUCCGAAAGGAGGGUACUUGCCUCCUGAUUUCCAUUUAGAACCACCUCGUGUUGGGAGUUAUUUGCCUGAUAGAAAACCUUAUGAUGGAGGAAAUGGUGCUCCAAUUACACCUAGUGCUUUGUUACCUGUGGAACAUCGGAGACCUACUCACAACUAUAUUCAAGAUGAUUGUUCGUUACGAAGCGUCACUGGGUUCAAAUUGAACAAAAGAGUGGUAAAAAAAUAUUUCGCAGUACCAAAUAUUUACGAAUGCGAAUUAUUGUGUUUCAAAGAGAACCAAUUUGUAUGUUCCUCUUAUGCAUAUAGAUAUACUAUAGUAUCAGAACCGACAGAUAAUUGUUAUUUAAGUAAUCUCGAUUAUAAGGAAUUGGAUCACUACACCGAUUUAGAACCAGAUAGAGAUUUUGAUGUUUAUACGAUGAAUAAUAGAUAUAGAUGUGAAAAACCAAUCAUUGGAAGAAAAGAAAACAGCGAUUGCUUCUGGAGGGUUAGAAGCGGGGAACGUCUAAACAAUAAAAUCGUUAGAGAUUCUUUAAUAGCAAAAUCUAUCGUGGAAUGUCAACUCGAAUGUUUGACAUCAAAAAAAUUCACUUGCCGCGCUUUUAGUUACAGAUAUGGAUCGCCAGUAAUUGGAGGAUCGAUUGAUAAUUGUCAAUUAACAGAUUGGCCUUAUUAUGAAUUGGAUCCACUGAAUCAUUUCACAUCAGAACCUGGAUUCGAAAUUUAUGAACGAGGUAGUUUCGGUCACGGCUGCGAAACAGGACAUUUUGGUAUUAAAGGACACGUCGAUACUAAUAAAAAACAAAUCAAAACUAAUCAAUUGUGUUACAUCGGAUUUGGUACACCAGCUCGUCUACUACCACAAGCUGUCAAAAAAUCAUUACGUGUUUUCUCAGAUUCUGAAUGCAAAGAAGAAUGUUCGAAAGCCAGAUCAGAAACGCUUUUUCAAUGCAUGUCGUUCAGUUUUUGGUCGAAGGGUCCACGAAAUGUUCCUAACUGCUACCUAUCCGACAUUUAUCAGAGAGAUUUGGUACCAAAGUUGGAUUACGUUUACGAUCCUAAUUCUCUAUUAUUCGCCUGGGAUAAUUACAAUCCUGAUUGUCUUCCAGUAGGAACCGAUCCUCUACAUACCAAUCGAAUAUCAACUGGACCACCGUAUCAAGAUUAUUUUCCGCACGCGUUGGAUACAUGGAGCGUAUACAGCGUGAACGGCUGGCCUUGUAGAAGAGGCGCGCGUUGUAAAGAAAAUUCCAAAGCUGGUUUUUGGUUUUGUGAAAUCGAAGGUGGUGAAAGUGGAGCGUGGGAUUAUUGUUGCAGACCAGAUCAUCAAUGCGGAGCUUCGAAUGGUUACCCGUAUCUUUGGUGUUACGUUGGACCAGAAAGAACCCAAUGGCGAAAAUGCAACGAUAGAUAUUAUCCUUAUAUACAUGACAGGUUAGAUGAUGACAAAUACUUGCCGCCCAUCGAACAUCCAAAGCCUUGGAGACCGGCUCUUUUUAGACCGGAUAGACUACCUGGACAAGCACCUCCGCCUCAAUCACAUCCUAGCCUUGAUCAGUAUGAAAUGAUAUUUGAUGAGGAAUUUUUGGACCCUCCCAAACCAGGAGGUUUCGGCCAACCAAGACACUGGCCUGUAUCGUAUCUUCACAAAGAAAUGCCUCCGAAUGAUACAGACUCGAGUAUCCAAUCGGAAGAUUCGAAGUACGCAGCGAUUCAAAGUUUGAUCGACGUAAUAAAAAAUAAUGAUUUAAAAAAUCUCGAGUAUCACAUUACAACUGAACCCAAUAAAAAAGACGACGUUCUUUUCGUAAAAAUCCCUCUACCUUCGAACUUUACAGUAGAAAAUCAAAACACUUGGAAUAAUCAAAGCUUAGAACCUACCGAUGAAGGUGGACGCGAUAUCAAUUCGAGAAGAUUUCAAAAAUCUCUACCAUCAUUUGAUAUUGAAGAUGACAAUGAACUUAAUACUAAAUUAUUUCAAAGAUUAUCGUUGACGGAACGGAAAACUACAACAAAACAGUCACUAACAACUCAAAGAGCUCCAGAAGAAUUCAGAAAACCAAAUCCAAUUUAUAGAAGAGGAUUCGUAAUUAGGACAAAUGUCACUACACGCGGAGUACACGCCUGAUUGUUUAUCCAAGAAUAAAAUAUUCAUUUUGGUUGGCGCGCGGCUGUGUACUCGUAGAAAUACUUUUUUUUAAUUGAAAUAUAUGAAUCAUUGCCUAAUUAUUACUUUCAUUUCAGGGAUAAUACAAUUAUUGAUCGAUCUCAAACAAAAUUUUAAUCUAAUGUACAUAAUAAAUAUUGUUAUCACUCAAUAUUUAAUAAAACUUUGUAAAACACUCGA
This is a messenger RNA of Diorhabda sublineata, 3445 nucleotides long. RefSeq lists its product as uncharacterized. The record is from RefSeq and is a predicted model, not a curated record. The transcript has 14 exons. The coding region runs from base 200 to 3226 and encodes 1008 amino acids. NCBI's taxonomy places the organism in Eukaryota, Metazoa, Arthropoda, Insecta, Coleoptera, Chrysomelidae.